This is a messenger RNA of Ostrinia nubilalis (European corn borer), 1946 nucleotides long. RefSeq names its product KH domain-containing, RNA-binding, signal transduction-associated protein 2-like. The coding region runs from base 140 to 1180 and encodes 346 amino acids. The record is from RefSeq and is a predicted model, not a curated record. Gene Ontology annotation, cellular component: nucleus. Gene Ontology annotation, molecular function: mRNA binding. Gene Ontology annotation, biological process: regulation of alternative mRNA splicing, via spliceosome. NCBI's taxonomy places the organism in Eukaryota, Metazoa, Arthropoda, Insecta, Lepidoptera, Crambidae. The transcript has 7 exons.
CCGGUGUCGCCGGCCGCCAUGUUUUAUUUAGCGUCGUUUGAUUGUUGACGGACGACGUAUGAGUGCAAUAAAUUUUCAUGAAAAAUAGAAGAAGUCAUUUGCAUCUUUAGUGCUAUUGACUAUUUUAUUAAAGAAUUUAAUGAUGGCGGAGAGUUUUGAUAAAAAUGGGUACAACAGCGGCGAAUUUAAAAGAGAACCGAGGCAACCCGAAGACUGCGGGCCGAUGGACCAAGAUGGCGAUGAAGGAUUGAAAUUGAAUGAUAAAGCCGAUGAAUACAUGAGGGAAUUGUUGAGUGAGAAGAUUAAACUCAAUAACCAGAAAUUCCCUAUCUCGUCCAAACUUAUUGACCAAGAGGUGUCAAGGGUACAAACCACAGGCAGGAUUCCCGCCAAAGACACCAAGUACAUGGAUGUCUUCCGCGAGAAGCCUGUCAAAGUUACAGUUAAAGUUUUGGUGCCGAUCAAAGAACAUCCUCAGUUCAAUUUUGUGGGCAAAUUACUUGGGCCCAAAGGCAACACAAUGAAACAAAUGCAAGAAGAGACCAUGUGCAAAAUGGCAGUUCUAGGACGAGGAUCAAUAAGGGACAGGAGAAAGGAAGAAGAACUCCGUAACAGCUUAGACCCUAAAUACUCGCACUUGUCAGACGAGCUCCACGUCGAGAUAUCAGCAUUAGCGCCCCCUGCUGAGGCGCAUGCGAGGAUCGCAUACGCACUGGCAGAGGUCAAGAAAUACCUGGUCCCUGACGGCAUGGAGAUGAUGAGGCAUCCGCCUAUUAGGGAACUGAUGGACAGAGCCGGCCCGCCCAGGCCGCCGCCGGGUCGUGCGCCGCCUCGCAUGCCGCCGGCGCCGCCGAUGCCACGCGGCAUGCCCGGCAAGACUAAGGUGAUCAGCAUCCUGGACCGCGCUCGCAACGCCAUGGAAAACUCCUACGGGGGCUAUGAAGACCCGUACGCUAUGCCGCCCGAGCCGCCGGCGCCUUCCCAGGUGUCCCGCCAACCGCGCGGCCCACCCAGAGCCUCCGAACAAGAGUUCUACUACGAUCGUCCCGACCGCUACUACGACGAGGGCUUCUACAAGCAAGAGGAGAGGCCCUUCAAGGCAUCAGCUCGUGAUGUGGGCACCCGCAGGCCCCAGCCGCGGCCAUACCAGCGCCACGAGCCCUACGCGCGUCCCAAGUAACUGAGUAGGAUUCGUCAUCAAAGAGGCAGCGAUCACAGCAAUAGCUUGGUGAGUACAGCAGCUUAAAAGAAAAACCCUAAACUUCAAGAAAAAAACAAGACAAAAAUAACAAAAAAAAUACUAGGAUACGCAAAAGCACCCCAUCCCAUGGACGUCGAAAGUACACAUUCUAAAAUUAAGAAUUUAAAAUAACUUUUCUUGGACCCCAACAUUGUUCGGUUCAAAUAAUUAUUAUUAACAAUUGGUACAAUACCAAACUAUUGACGGAAAAUACACACAAAUGUGUAACUGGGAAUAGAAUUAAACUUAUAUUUUUUAAUUAAGAAUAUCUUAGUUUUAGUUCAAACAUGAAAAUUUGAGUUAUGCUUACAGUGAGAAAAACUAAAAUUUUGGAUUAUAUCACUAUUAAAAAUUAAAUUACCUUCGGUAGUUUCGAAAGAACAAAAACUUUUACUAAAUCAAAUAUUGUAUUAAUUAAGAAGUUUGAAAUUAGUGUUAGAUUAAAUAAAAAUUAUAAUUUCAACAUGUUUUGAUUAAAUAAACAACAUAAAAUUACUAUCCACUAGUAAUAAAAAGGGAGGCAGGGGCGCAAAAGAUAGUAACACCAUAAAAAUAUCAAAAUGUAACAAAUUGUUAUUAAACAUCUUAAACGUAGCCCCUCCUCUUUCAAUUAAUGUUAAAACAUGUUGAACAUAAUUCAUUUUUAGGCAAAAAUUAUGUAUCGCAUCUUUGUGUGACUAUGAAAUAAAUAGUAUUAAAAAUAAAA